Molecule: messenger RNA, 9020 nt
Organism: Colius striatus (speckled mousebird)
Lineage: Eukaryota; Metazoa; Chordata; Aves; Coliiformes; Coliidae
Gene: TNFRSF4
Product: TNF receptor superfamily member 4
Exons: 20
Coding region: 1366-2784 (472 amino acids)
Biological process (GO): inflammatory response; positive regulation of cell adhesion
Cellular component (GO): external side of plasma membrane
Molecular function (GO): protein binding; tumor necrosis factor receptor activity
Source: RefSeq, a predicted model, not a curated record
UUCAUUAAAUGCUUUUCUCCACGCUUUGGAAAUGCUGCUGUUCUUAGGUUUGUCAGUGAGCAGGGGAAAAGUGAAACUCUUCAGAGGACAGACAAGUUAAACUAUGAUUUUGAAAGAACUGUAAGAGAGGAAUGAAGUCACUUGAUUAUAUCAUGUUAAAAUGAGCUUAGAAUGUCUACCACAAUAGUCAGCCCCCACUCCCUUCCACCCCCAUACCAACACCCCACAUGUACUUGAUUGCAGGGUAGUGAGAUUUUAAUACAGCUAAAUCUGGACCUAUUGAAAAAAAAAGUCCUGUGUCUAAAAGUGUGGUGCUUAGCAGGAGUCAUAGGUAUGGCUGGUUUAGAGCAGUUGGCAAAAGGGCUGGGUGUUGCUGUGCUGUUUUAACUAAGGCUUCAUAAAUAUGCAAUGACCUGUAUUUUGAACUGACACAAAAUGAGAUGUGUAAAUGUGCAGUUGUACAAUGUGGAUGUUCAUAGCCUAGUUAAGACAAAAGUUUAAGCCAUGAUAAUUAUGUAAAUGUUCUGACUGCAUUCCUGUACUCCAGUUGUUGGCACUGUUCGGUUUGGAACUUUUAUCUGUCAAUAGAAGAUUAUGCUUAUGCAGUCUUAGUUUAAUCUUCUGAUAGGUGAGGGCAGAUCUGCAAUGCCAGCAUACUCUUCAGCCUCCUCUGUUGCUGUCCUUUUGUUGCUGGCUUGCACAGCUGGAUGGAGAAUCCCUUCUUGGGGGUUUGGAUUCCAGAGUUAACAUGCUUCUGUGGAACCAAAUAGGCAUCAGGAGGAGCUGGUAAUGGAUAUUGCUUCCUUUGCUUUCGUAGACCUCAGCUCUGAUGGAAGCUUAUUUCUGUGGGAGCAAACGGUAGGGGUAACACAAAGUCUCCACUUUGGAGUCCAGAGCUUGUGGCAAGGCAGCAAGUCUGACAUUGAGUUGAAAUGCAGACUGUAGAUGCUUCCCAUCUGUAGCUUUUGCUGUCUCCUGAGGGUAACAGCGAGAUGACUGGUGAUUUAUGAUGCCGUACUCCCUGACAAAUGUGUUAACGAUGCCGGCUUUUAGUGCAGCAAUAAAGGUCGUGGGUCGACCGUUACUGUGAGACCAGGAGACUGUCUGUACUUUGCCUUUCAAGGAGCAAGCCUCUUUGAGCUCUGUUUCUCAUCCAUAAAGCUUUUAGGUGUUAGCUUUGUAUUACUUUAACACUCCUCUUUACAGUAACAAGGAUCAUCUCCUCUAAUUCUCCUGGCAUUCAAGGCUUGUGCUUUAAUACUACAUUAGAGAGUCACUAUUAGCCACUGCUUGGGAUUGAAGUGCAGAAAACAUGAACAUCUUUUCAAUGGAAGAUGCUGCAAGGACUGUGCCCCUGGGGAAGGAAUGAAAGACCGCUGCACUGCAAAAACAGACACAGUGUGUGUCCCCUGUCAAGAUGGAUACUUCAGUAGUGAGCACAACCACCGCUUCUGCAAGAGCUGUACGUUCUGCAACACCAGGGAUGGGAGCGUGGAAGUGAAGAAAUGUGAGAAGACCUCUGACAGGAUUUGCCAGUGUAUUCCAGGUUACAUGCCAGAUGUCAAUUAUCCACUUGGAAGCAUGUGCUUAAAGUGUCCUGAAGGGUUUUAUUCCACAGGGGGAAAUGAAAAGUGUCAACCUUGGACAAACUGCAGCAUGCUUGGGAAAAGUAUUCUUCAACCUGGGACAACAACAAAGGAUGUUGUUUGCAGCAACCAUAUCACCCAGCCAGCUACCUCUCAGAGUGCAACAACUUUGAAUCUUUCCACCACUGCCCCUGGGAAUAACAGGUCAACUGCAGUGCUCUCACCAUCCAGGCCUGGUGUGAUUCCUUUCAUUUGCCCGGAUACAAAGAACCCCACACAAACUAACUGGGGGUCCUUAUCACUUAUCCUUAUUUGUCUGGUAUUGCUCGUGGUGAGUGGAAUGUCCAUCCUCCUGUUGGUUAUCCAAGCAGCCAAAAGACAGACCAAAAGGAGGCCUCACCAAAACAACCAUCAGGCUCAAGAGAUGACUCAGCAGACGAAUGGAGUUGGUCACCUCAGGGUUCGAUCUUGCUUGCUGCUGGUGGUGUGCCUGUGGCAAUGGACACAGACAACUCUGGCAACAGCAUGCCAGGAUGGUGAGCUGAGAGUCAUCUGGAAAGACCACAAGAAAUGCUGCCCCAAAUGCAAGUCAAGCACAGGAGAUGAUGGCAUGUGUCAAAAUAUUGAGGACCAUGAGUGCAAAUGUCGUGCGGGCUACAGCUGCAUUGAUAGCGCGUGUCUCUACUGCACUAAGCUGCCUGAGUGUGCAGAGGGCGAGGAGCUGGUUAAGCUUGGCAAUUUUGACUUCAUCUUCAAAUGUAAACCAUGUGAGAUUGGAACCUAUUCUAACGUCAAGAAUGGCUGGUGCCGUAACUGGACUGAUUGUGAAAAUUCUGGGUUUCUAACAAUCAAGCAAGGCAACAGCACACAUAAUGCUGUGUGUGGUUUCCCUCCUAAAGAUGUGGAGCAAGUUCCUGUGACAAAUGACAGUCUGUACACCGUCAUCCUGGCCAUCCUUACUGCAGUGGCUGUGUUUGUUCUCAUCUUGCUGACCUUCUUCUUGCAUUUCUGCAUAUGGUCACUGAAGAAAGAAAAACACCCUGCAGCUGAGGAUCUGGAACACAACAAGCUGCUGGUGGCUCUACAACCAUCACAUCACAGAGAAGAGACUUCCAGCUGCCAGUUUCCAGAAGAAGAACAUGGAGACAAAAUCCCAGAGGAAAAGUCUUCCUAUUUCCACCCUCAGAGUCUGCAGUGAAAACAAACAAGUUGGAAUGAGAUGUGAGGAUGGGCAACUGAGCUCAGCUUUUCAAAAAGAGAGAAGGGAGAGGCUGGGUGUGUAAAGCAUCCUUCUAUACACAGCAAUAAGAGAUGGCUUUGGGAAGAGUUUCUCUUUGUUUCUUCUCCACAAACCUGCCAUUUAGAGACAGAAAAAGUGACAUUCAGUUGAGCCUUAUUACAUUAUUGUUCAUAUUAAGAGAAUAAGGCACUAUGCCUAGCAACCACAUCUACUACAGCUCCCUAAGCAGACAGUGCUUUCACUCCUGCCAAAUUUUCCUCUUGUGCAGCAAAGGGCCAUGACUCUCUAUCCAUUAAAUACUCUCCAGUCCCAACAGAAGGUGCUGGUUGGGCCAGUCUCAGGCCAGAGGUGCCAGGUGAGACUGCCAUGGCUGCAUCUUUCUGUGCAAGUUCUAUAACUCAGCAAUCCUUGGUACCUGGAAUACUGGGUUACAAAAGGGACACUUCUGAAAGGCUCAAAUGAGGAUCACACUGCCUAGAGAAUGGCAUUCAGUUUAAAGCUCUCCUCUCACCUAUAGUCAGAAAAGACAAUGGGAUACAGAGAAAAGCCCAGCACUUGAUGCUUUUUACCCACCACUCCAGAAGAACCACUGCAUCUGCUGGUGUGUGCCAGUAUAGCUCCAGUGAGUGAUCACCAGCUGAAAGAUGUUCCUUCUCCUUACUGAUAACUGUACCAUGGAGGAUUCUUAUUACUUUGUUACAUUAAUACUCCUCCAAUUUCACACAACUCUAACAUGGUUAGAAUGGUUUUACCUGAAUGUAAAGGGCAGGAUUUCAGCUGGAGUUGAUUGCUUUCUGUGAAUUGACACUGAUUUCAAGUAAGAAUCUAGCCUGUGGCUUCAGCUAGUUACAGCUCACAUGUCUUUCUUUACAUAGUUAUUUGUGUUACAUGACUGCAAUAGUAGAGUCAGAGCUCUGGAUGCCUCCUGCUUUGGCCCUGUGCUGAGAGCUGCUUGGAGUAGACUUUGUAAUGACUGAAUCAACUCUGGGCAAAACCAGCUUUGAAGCAGCUUUCAUGUAAAAGGUUAUAAAUGUCUCACAGUGCAGCCAUUGCAUCAGCUUCUUACAGAGAAUGUAAACUGUACAGAGCUUCUAAAUGAAAUCCUAACAGAAUAAUGACAUUUCUGUUAAUCACCUUAGGAAAUACCCAGAGAGGAUUAGUCCAAGUCUGACUGACAGGCUGCUUUCAGUAGGGCUCUGUGAAAUUACAGUGGCUGUGGAGCAGAAGUUAUUGCCUCCACAGAUGUGUGUUGCAAAAACCCUUCAACAGAGAAUCCUAAGAAGUGGGACAGGUUAUUACCUUGGUAAGCUGGUCACAAAGCCUCUGUGCUCUGAGGCAAGCAUCGACCUGUUCCCUUUUCACUGAGGUGACUCCAUCACCUCUCUAUGCAAUCCAAUCCUGUGACUGGUUUCAGGUCAGAGAAGACAGAUUUUGUUAGUUAAAAUUGAUAUUGUCUGUUAUCAUUAUGAGGAAGAAUUGACUCUUCAGCAUCUUUGAAAGCAUAAACUCUCAUCUCUCCUUGGCUUCUCUUACCCCACUUCCCAGGCUGUGCUUUCUAGACCUCUUGGUCUCUCUAAGCUGUUUCCAGUUGGUCUUUCCUGAAGCCUUAUCUGGAGGGGUCAUGUCAAGUUCAAAUAGAGCUCAGGAAUUACUUUGCUGCUCCAUGGACACAGUUUGAUUGCUGCACAUUUCUUCAGUGAUUAUACCAAGAGGAGUUAUUUUUUGCUUUGGUUCAUUGUAGAAUCUUGUAACUGGGUGAAAUAACUGUAAAGGAAAACGAAAUGCAAAGAGGUAACCUUGUUCUCUAUGAAGUAUUCCUCCAUAGGAAGGAGGAAUUCCUUCCAGAUUCUCUGUUCUUGUGUUGCUGCAGCUGACAUCCCAAUACUUCAGCUUCUCCCUCAUGUCGAAUGAGAGUGAGGAUACUUCUCAACUCUGAAGGAUGUUGUGGGACAUAAUUAGUACUUUCAGUGUCCUUUUCCUUCUUGAACCUCUGUUUGCUAAUUCUCAUGUUACUGAUCAUUUUUCCCAUGAGUAGCCCCGUGUGAAAUCCACUGUAAAGGGGCAACUUUUCCUCCAUUGCUUUGGGAAAUGUGCACAUUCUUAAUUGAGGUGAGCUGGAGGUUCAGCCAAGGAAAGCUGAAUGUACUGGUUUGGGUUAAAUAGGGUGACCUGUGUAAGUCUGUCUCUGCCUUGCAAGGAGUUCUGCAGCAGAAUGUAAUACACUCUGAAGUCUAAACACUGUCUAGUAACAACACUUCUUACUGCUCCUUCUACAUUAACCAUGUUUCUUUUCAUCUCUGUAUUGAGCCUUCUUGGGUUUUUCACAUUUUCAACAAGAUUUCUGAUUGUGACCUUUGUAAAGGUAAAAUAAACUUGGGAAUGGAAGUGCCUGUGUGAUCUAACUGAGCAGUCUGGGAAGGCAGGGGGUUAUCCUUCAGGUUACCCCAGUGUUCUUGUGCACACUUGGUUUUGCUUUCCCAGUUCCCUUCUCUUACAGAACUCUGGCUGUCUCAGCAAAUGCACCCACAACUAAAUUCUUCUCUCAGUGGAUUUGAGGUGAGUGCACUUGCACUUUUUAUCUUGUAAAGCUGGUAGCUUAACGUUUCCUGGCUGAUGGCUCACUUUUCAGCUGCCCACUACCAAAAGAGCAGGAAACUGUGGCUGACCACUUUUUCCAUUCCUGACAGUAGCAGAGAAGCAGCAACAAUUUGGGCAGAAAAAUGAAUCAGAGUUUACUCUUUGAGGAGAGAAAGAUUUGAGUAUCUAGUGGAAGUCUGUGCCUCUGGCAACAUGCAGCAAAUCUCAGUGAAGUGCAGACGACUUUCUGGGCUGGGGGUGUUGAACAGCUGUCACUUCUGCCAGUUAAUAUUGAAACAUGAUGAACAGAGCCAUAUUAUUCAUUGGAAAUUUGCACAGUGGCCUGUUGGGUUUUAUCUGCCUACCUUGAAGAGCAGCUCUGCUUCCUGCUUACCUAACCACCUGACCUUCGAGCUGCUUGGUGAUGGGGAAAAGCCACCGAUUUCCUGACUUCUUAAAGCUCCAGUUCAGAGGGAAAAACCCAAAGUGUGAAUCAUUUCAGCCCUGGAGAAUUUCGGUAAAAGAGCUGCUCUUUAUAAUCAAAGGAACUAAAAGGUAUUGGCUUACAGCAAGCUGGUGUUUCAGUUUCCAUGCAGAAAGGACAGCUUUAUUUUAUCAGUGUGCAAUUACUUGCAGUAUUUGGAUCAGAUCAUGGCUGAGUUUUCAGCUCAAAUCCCAGAGCUUAUGGGGUUUUUCAGGUUCUGAUUUAAACUCCUCUGCACAUGGACUCCAGAUGAAAAAUGACCUGUCCUUGAAAUCAUUUCUCUUCAAUUUAAAUAUUUAUAGCAAUGUUGGUUUGGCUUGAAUCCCUUUUCAAAGGACAAAAUAAAACACCCCAGCAAAAUAUCCCACAGUUUCUUAAUCCUGUCCUUGACUUCACACACUUGGAUCCAUCCAAGAGGUAAGGAUGUGGAUGGGUUUGUGCUGUCACCACCAAGCAGCCAAGGACAGGGGUGGCUGCUGCUGGAAGAGCUGUUGCUGUCCCCCAUGGCAGCUGUGGGCUGUGUGCACACUGGGGCAUGAGCUGGGGUAGCUGGUGGCAAUGUCCAUCGUUGGCUGUAAGGGAAGCAACCCUCAAUUUGGAGCAACUCUUGGGGUUGGAUUGUGUGGUGAUUCGUGUCUGUCUGUAAGGCUGAGUGAUGUCUCUGCACCCUUUCUGUUCCCCAGAGCCAGGCUGCCUGCUCACAGGCUCUUUGUGCAGCUGUGAUGGCCUCUCCCAGGCUUUGCUGUUAACCUGGGCUGUGCAGGUUGUUGAGGAAAUGUCCCAGGGACCACAGGACCACACAAAAAGCUUCUUCAGGUGACUUUGCAGCAGUGCCACAGAUGCAACCUGGAUGAUUACAGGCAGGGAAGAAAAGCUGUAGAAAAGGGAUUGUUGACCACCAAGAGCUGCACUGUCAUUGCAGAGGAAGGCAGUGGCUGACCAAACCAACAGCUUAUGCCAUGCUAGACAUCAGGGACACAGACUGGGUUGUUUAAAACAGAGGAAGCCUUGGCAGAACUGUUAAGAGGUGGAACAGCUGCUCAAGGAAACUUGCUUUGCAGAAGCCAACAGAGGGCACCUCAGUUUCAUACAUUUUUCUUGGCAAACUCUUCUCAAAGCAGAGAGAAUAAAGCCAGCUUCACCUUAUCUGUGUGAAUAUCCUUGAUUUUCACAGACAUUCCAUGUAGAAUGCAGUUCCUGUGCUUCUCCCUGCCUCUGACAUGCUUUUCAAGUGCUAACAGGAACGAUGACUGCCCUGUGCCUGUGGUCAGAAGUGCUGCUCUGGGUAUUUCUGGGAGAUGAAGAGGUCUCUCCCUGCAGCCUGCCAGUGCAACUCCAUGUCCUGUCACAUCUUCAACUUGCUCUGUCAAGACAUCACAGGAAGUGCCAGAUUCCAACUGACUGUGUCACCACUGAGUGCCCAGAAAUCCUCAUCAUUCUUACAGAUAGUACUUGUCAAGAUCUUGUUUAUCUCUCCAGCUUCAUUCACUCUUUACAAGUUUGAGCUGUAAUUCUAGCAGAUUUUACAGACUCUGUGAGCUGACCUGUAGCUAAAUGGUGAACCUACAGUGCACGUGGAGAUGCUGAUGCUGACAUCUGAAUUGGUACUGACUGAUUCUUCAGCAUGGUGAGGCAAUGGGGGGAUGUUCUACAAAGAAAAACCUGCAUGGGUUCCUUUCUUCAUGCAAAGAGUGAAAAAUGAAAGCACCCCAACCCAAAAUCCUGGUGCCUGCUGAUGGAGUGAAGUCUAGACUUUAGCAGCAUGGAAGCAGAGUUGAGGAGAUGUUUGGGAGGCUUCCUUAGGUUGCAUGGAACAGAUAUUGCAGCUGUACAAUACAGCUUGGUAUGAAAAUCCAGGCCAUCUAAUUGAAAUUGCUCUACACAAGGCUUUAUGCAUAGAACUCCUGCAUGGAACUGGAGCCUCUGGCCUUUGGAAGUCCUUCCCAAAUAUCCCAACAACAGUAAAUUCAAAUCUUCCUGAUGACAAAGAUCUGCCUUGAAGUGACUGAAACGUGGCUGCAAGACAGACUAACCAGAGAAACAGCCUCUCUCACAACCAUCUCAUGGGCAUUAAAUACCUGUGGGGAACAAUUCAACUCUCUGAGGCCAGUGUGCUUAAUCAAGCUUGAUGACAAUUAAGCAGGAUGUGCUUAAUCAAGCACACUACUCACACCUGAGUUCCCAGGCUCUACCUUUGCACUAUUCUUGCUGGGGGAGCUUUGUAUGGUCCCCUCUUGUUGAGCAGGUAUUCCUCAGUGCUGUGGAGCUCAGCUUGGAGGGUGCUGACAGCAGCUGGGUUUUUCAGCAGGAAGAUUCCUCUCCCUUGGUUAGAGCAGCUUGGUUUGCAGAUCCAAAUCUGUUCCUCUGCAGAGAGAAGGACGUGUGUGGUAUGAAACACCCACAGUGGGCUCUCAAAACUGCUCACUUGAAGGUGUGUGUGUGUGUGCAUACACAUGCAUUACAGACAGAAGUGAUUCUUAGUGUGUAUCCUUCAGUGACCAUUUCAUAGCUGUACCAAUGGGUUGCCACUGGGACUAAGACAAUUCACCUGUGCAAAGCUCAAAAAAGGCUUUUCUCUCAUCCUUCAAGUCCAGGCGAAAGGAAUCUGGGAAGAAUUCCUCUAUCUUCAGUAACCUGUGGGAGAAACAAACACAAGCUGGAAACCCAACACGUUCCUUCCCCAGUUGCUUUCACAAGGAUGCUUGUGAGUGGAAACUUAAGAAACAGCACCUUUCAGGGGUUUUUCCUGCUUGUUUGUUUGUUGCAUGGGGUUUUUUCUCCCUGCCUCAUUCCACAAGCUUUCAAGCACAUGCAUUAGCCUUAAGACAUUCUUCAUGUGCUCAGUUUUUUGAACACUGGUUGAGACACCUGCAGCCAACAGAAUGGCCAUUUGUGGUAGGUCAGAAAAUAAAGCAGCAGAAAGGGCAAUAAGCUUCUGUCUUACUUUUACACUGUCUAUAGUACAUGAAGCUGUGGCCUUUCCAGUAGGACAAUGGAGCAAAGCCAAGGGAAUCACUGUGAGUGUUGUCUUUGGGGGGCCUGGCACUCCUGCAACUCCAGUUGUAGAGAAAGGAGAAAUUCUGUCUCUGAUGUAUGUACUUCUGAAAAGAAAGAACUAAGAGCCCAUACAAUU